UGCUUGCUUCCAAGAAAUCUUCUGCUGCAAUGGGUGGAAAAGUCGUCCCACUCCUCCUAUCAGCAGAAGGAAAGCCAGGGAAGACGUGCACCUUUUGCCUGGGCAUUGCAACAGUCAUUUUCCUGUUUUGCUUUGUUAUCUUCCUAAUUUUGUACAUGCAGGAGCGCCAUGAAAAGGUGACUGUCCAUCAGACUUUGGAAAGGAAAUCCCGGGAAAGGGAUGCCAUGUGGAUACAACUGCUGUCUAGCAAUCAGACCCUAGUCGAAACAGAACGCCUUUUGGAGAUGAAGAAAAAGGAAAAUGAGGACCUCAGCUCUACCCUGGUCAUCACCAACCAGACCUUAGGAAAGAAGAUACAGCUUUUACAGGAGACGGAACAGAAAAAGGCCAGGCUACAGGAACAACUGGGAAUUGCGGAGCACAACCUCACAACAAUUCAAGGGCACUGGAACUCCUGCCAGGCUGAGCUGCAUAUCAUGCAAGAAAAUAUUACAUCCUUCGCGGCAACGAUCACUCAACAAGCUGCAGAAGAACAGAAGCUCAAAGAUAUAAUGGAACAGCUUCUGGAGCAGCUCAGCAGCAAAACAAGGCAGUUGACGGAUGCAAAGCGUGAGGUCCAACUGGAACGGGGCAAUUUUGACAGAUAUAAACAAGAGGUGGCAAAACAGGCACAAGAAAAUCACAUUCCGUGUGGCAAAGGCAUCCUCAGUGAUUUCAACAUGGCCUUUUUCCCCAUUAUCCUUAGUGAACUUCUCUUCUUCUUAUAGUCUUGUUGACAAGAAAUAAACAUUUCCAGCCUCUUUUAUCUGCUGCUUUUCACUUCUGUGGUGGACAAUUGAUUUGGAGGUUCCUCCUCUGCUCUUCAAAGGCUUUCCAGCUGUUGGAGGUGUGACCGUUGGUUCAAAUGCUAUGCUCGUCAUCAGCACUAAGACACUUGGUAUUCACUUGAGGGCCAGAAUUGCCUGUCCCUCUCACGCUACUGGAAAAUAAAAACUUUUUGUGGUAUCUCA
This is a messenger RNA of Candoia aspera, 1010 nucleotides long. RefSeq lists its product as uncharacterized. The transcript has 4 exons. The record is from RefSeq and is a predicted model, not a curated record. The coding region runs from base 30 to 767 and encodes 245 amino acids. Lineage: Eukaryota; Metazoa; Chordata; Lepidosauria; Squamata; Candoiidae.